Lepisosteus oculatus (spotted gar) is the source of this 1214-nucleotide messenger RNA. NCBI's taxonomy places the organism in Eukaryota, Metazoa, Chordata, Actinopteri, Semionotiformes, Lepisosteidae. The record is from RefSeq and is a predicted model, not a curated record.
AAGCAAUCUGGCUCUGUGGCACUUGUUCUUCAGGUAAGGGCAAGCUGGGAAGGGAAUACCUGAGGAUCCCCACCAUGGAUCCCAAGGAAGUCAAGGAAAAUGACUUUAAAGGAUUUAAAAGGAGAAAAGGCCUCUUCCUUAAACCGAAGAUGUACCUUGAAAGAAGAAAAACAGACACUAUUGUGGCUGAGGACAACUCCAAAGGGGACAUAAAUAUAGGAACGCUGGUAAGAAGAAGCCAGUCAGACAGGACAGAAUACAGCAUAAAACUUAAAGAGAAAAUGGCCCCUCAGGAGAGAUCUGCGCCAGCCUCCCCUGCUUCUCCAGCCCUCAAUCCAGAGGAAGUGAGGUUAAGAAAAAUGUCAAGAAGGUCUAAAGUCAUCAAUGAACUAAUUCAGACUGAAAAAGACUAUCUCACUGACCUGGAACACUGCAUCAAAGAGGUGGUUGAGCCUUUGAAAGAAGCACAGGUGGUGGAUGUGGACCGCCUCUUCACAAACAUCGAGUCCGUCCGCAAGGUGUCAGCUGAGUUGCUCAGUAGGCUGCAGGAUGCUACUGAAGAACAAGACCCCGAAACUCAGAUAAUAAGUGAAACCUUCAUACAGAGCAAAGAGGCAUUAGAGGAAGUCUAUAAAAUCUAUUGCUAUCAACAUGAUGACGCCAACAGUUUACUCAAGUCCUAUGAGAAAGAUGCUGAAAUUCAACAGCAUUUCAGAACCUGUAUAUCAUCCCUGAAGUAAGCCCCAGCAGAUUCACGUUCUGCUAGGAAUUCCGUUGUGAAGUUCAGCAGAUAAGAGUUACCAUAAUGUCAAUGCAGGCAAGCGGGAACUAAAUAAAAGUGACAAUGUAGUGAUGUCAUUAACUUGUCAGAUGGCACAGGUCUGUGGUACAACAAAAUAAGGUCGCAGCAGACUGAAGAGAAGCUAAAGUAAAUCUUUACAUGUUAAUUUAUGUGGCAUAUUAUUUGAACUGCUUAAGUGAAACAAACUCCUGCUCCCGUAAACAACCCUGAACUGGAUGAAGUCAGAAAAUGGAAGGAUUAUUUGAACUACACGAUUUACUACACAAACUACAUUAUUUGAAUUACUUUUGAUCGGAUCUACAGUACUCAGGCGAGCAGGAGUGUGUGAGGUUAGGAUCUAAGCUUCUUCUCAAAGUUAUUCUUCUCAUACAAUUCCAUGUGUCAUACUUUCUCUGAUGCUAUUGCACACCUA